AUUCUGAGCGGAUUAGCGGCUUCUACCUGGCGGCUGAUUAAAUACACCGUUGCAGCUUCCCAGCCAGUUUAGUGUCAGUUGAAGAGCGCAAUGGAACAGAAAGGUAAAUGGACUGGUAUGCUCAUAUGGAGCACGCUGGGCAGCACCAUUGGCGCUGCUGUGCCUGGCGGCUACUGCAUGGGCAUCAUCAAUAAUCCAGCUGCGCACAUGCGCGAUUGGUGUGCAGCGACAUUGCUGCACAAAUAUCAGCUGGAGUUGAGCUCUGCCCAGCUGGACACGCUUUGGGCGCUGAUUGUGUCCAUAUUUUUAAUUGGCGGCAUCUUGGGCUCCGCUUGUGCCGCUUGGGCAGCCAAUCGCUUUGGGCGUCGCGGCUGUUUCUUGUUGAGCGGUUUGCUGCUGCUCCUGGCUGCUCUGGGCUUCGUCUGCUGCCGCUGGCUGCAGUCGGUGGAGCUGCUGCUGCUCUGUCGCCUGAUUGUGGGCAUCGGUGCUGGCCUGAUCACAACGGGCCUGCCCAUGUAUCACAGUGAAAUUGCAGCGCUGUCACAGCGUGGCGCCCUGGGCGCCGGCUGUUCGGUGGGCUUUUCCACGGGCAUUGUUAUGGCUCAGAUCUGCAGCAUGGAAUCGCUGUUGGGCGAUGCUGACCAUUGGCAUCUGGCCUUGGCUUUCUAUGUGGUCUUCAUGGCCAUUUGCUAUGCUCCGUAUCGCUGCUAUGCCGAGAGUCCCAAGUGGCUGUUCAUCGUGAAGCAGCGUAAGGAGGAGGCGCUGCAAAUGCUCGUUCGCUUACGUGGCGGACAUGCUGGCCUGGAGUUGGAGCUGCAGUCCAUGGAGCUUGAGGCGGCGAGCAAGCACAGCAGUCGCAGCUUAAGUGAGGUGCUCAAGGACUCCAAACUGUUGCUGCCGCUGGUCCUCCUCUGCUCGUACCAAGGCGGACAGCAGCUGACGGGCUGCUCCUCGAUCUUCUACUAUUCCGUCUUCAUCUUUCGCAGCAGCGGUCUAUCUCCCAGAGUCGCUGAGCUGCUUAGCCUGUGCGCCGGCAAUGUCAAUCUGGCUACGGCGCUCUUAGGUCCUGUGCUCAUGGCCAAGUUUAAUAGACGCACCUUGAUGCUGCUCUCCUGCUUCUUCUGUGCGCUGCUAAUGUUCGGCUUUUGCUUGUUUGUGGAGUAUGGCCGCCUGUUUCCUUGGCUCGUCUAUGGCACGAUUGCCUGCAUUUUCCUUUACCUCAUUUUCUUUCAGCUGGCUUUGGGUCCUAUGCCCUCCUUCAUCGGCACAGAGCUCUUUGAGGUGCCCUCUCGCUCGGUGGCCAACUCCCUGGGCAAUCAGGUGGGCUGGAGCUGCAAUUUCCUCGUUGGCUUUCUAUUUCCUACCAUGCACUCGCUAAUGGGCUCUUGGAUCUUUCUGAUUUUCUCCAUAUUCGGAGCGCUGCUCUUUUUGCUUACCAAAUUCUAUUUGCCUGAGACGCGCGGAAGAGAAGUUUCCGUAGUCGCUGAGCUGGUUUCCCGUGGCUUCAGAAGCAAAGUUCUUUAAGUCUAAGUCUAAGAUUCUUUCAUUCAUCUACUGCUCAUAUUAUAGUAAACUCUGAGAGUCUCAAGAGCUAUACACAUCUUAUAUAUAUGUGCUAUGUUUCUCUAAAAUCUAAGUUGUCUUCUUCC
Drosophila hydei is the source of this 1649-nucleotide messenger RNA. Its product is annotated as solute carrier family 2, facilitated glucose transporter member 1-like. The transcript has 5 exons. The record is from RefSeq and is a predicted model, not a curated record. Gene Ontology annotation, biological process: monosaccharide transmembrane transport. Gene Ontology annotation, cellular component: membrane. Bases 91 to 1524 code for a protein of 477 amino acids. Gene Ontology annotation, molecular function: hexose transmembrane transporter activity. Lineage: Eukaryota; Metazoa; Arthropoda; Insecta; Diptera; Drosophilidae.